Messenger RNA from Falco peregrinus (peregrine falcon), 929 nucleotides. RefSeq names its product ferritin heavy chain. The transcript is spliced from 4 exons. Gene Ontology annotation, biological process: iron ion transport; intracellular iron ion homeostasis. Lineage: Eukaryota; Metazoa; Chordata; Aves; Falconiformes; Falconidae. Gene Ontology annotation, molecular function: ferric iron binding; ferrous iron binding. The record is from RefSeq and is a predicted model, not a curated record. Gene Ontology annotation, cellular component: cytoplasm. The coding region runs from base 207 to 755 and encodes 182 amino acids.
UGACGCUGCGGCACUAUAAAACGGGCGGCGCCAGGCGGCGGGUGUUCAGAGCGCGUCGGCGAGGCGGAGCGGAGCGGGUUCCUGCGUCAACAGUGCUUGGACGGAACCGGCCGCGCUCGGGCCCGCCGCCCCCCCCCCCUCACCACCACCUCUGCCACUUCACCCUGCUGUUGCGUACCCACCGAUUCGCCCCGUAAGGCAUCGCCAUGGCAGCGCCCCCUUCCCAGGUGCGCCAGAACUACCACCAGGACUGCGAAGCCGCCAUCAACCGCCAGAUCAACCUGGAGCUCUACGCCUCCUACGUGUACCUCAGUAUGUCCUACUAUUUUGACCGUGACGAUGUGGCUCUGAAAAACUUUGCCAAGUACUUCCUGCAUCAGUCCCACGAGGAGCGUGAGCAUGCUGAGAAAUUGAUGAAGCUACAGAAUCAGAGGGGCGGACGCAUCUUUUUGCAGGACAUUAAGAAGCCAGAUCGUGAUGAUUGGGAGAAUGGGCUGACUGCUAUGGAGUGUGCCCUGCACCUGGAGAAGAAUGUGAACCAGUCACUGUUAGAACUGCACAAACUGGCAACUGAAAAGAACGACCCACAUUUGUGUGACUUCAUUGAGACUCACUACCUGGAUGAACAGGUUAAGUCCAUCAAAGAGCUGGGUGACCAUGUGACCAACCUGCGGAAGAUGGGGGCACCAAAAUAUGGCAUGGCAGAGUACCUCUUUGACAAGCACACCCUCGGGGACAGUGACAAUGAGAGCUGAAGUCUUGCCAAGAGCCGCCCUAUGGGUUUCAGUGGGACUCCUACUUUACUGUCCAGCCAUGCAUGCGUUUUCAGUUAUCUAGAUAAACAGUUCUCACACUCUGUACCAAAUAUCGCCCCCCUUUUCUCUUGUGUUUGUGUAUUGCCCUCCAUCCAAUAAAGUGACUUGGUUCAA